CGAAAGUACGAUACAAGUCGCCAAGAUUUUCGACCGGCAGUAUCACUCACCCUCCAAGGUGUUGAAGUUGGAGGACGACCCUUGGGGGUCAUGUGCCAUGUACUCCCCGGACAAGAUGAAAUCCGGUGGAGGGCUCAUGGCUCCGCCUGGCUGCUUUCCAGGCCGGUACAGUCCAACGUACCGCAGCACCGACCCGCGGCGGUGCGUGCCUAACCCAUCCAGUCGAAUAUUGGAGGAUGCAUCGUUGAUGUGCAAUUCUUGGUCACCACGUCACAAUGGUGACUUAUUCAGCGGCCUCAACGAUGGUCUUCUCAGUAGGGCGGAGGCGCUGGCAGCAGUGGACAUCAGCAAACACCAGUCUGGUCCUCAGCCUGGGCCACCAUUGCCGCAACUCAAACACGACAUGGUUUACCAUCACGGAGUAGGAGGUCCUCCUCCGCACAAUGCAAGACCACAUCAGCCUUUCUUUUCACAGAUGGGACAUCACGGCAUGGAAGGGCUGGAUAUGCUGGAUCCUUUGACGUCUUCGUCUAUGACGACACUAGCGCCAAUGGGUGAGGCCGCUCCACCACAUCACCAGCUCCACGGCUACGGGGCAAUGAACCACGUUAUGAAUCACCAUCAUCAUGCCGGUGGGCUUACCCAUGCUCCUCCAGCUCACCUGGGGCAUCCAGCUGCUGCACUACAUCCGGACACAGACACAGAUCCUAGAGAACUAGAGGCUUUUGCAGAAAGAUUCAAACAGCGACGAAUUAAACUGGGCGUCACCCAAGCAGAUGUUGGGAAGGCGCUAGCCAAUUUGAAACUACCUGGAGUAGGUGCAUUAUCACAGAGUACGAUCUGUCGUUUCGAGAGUCUCACUUUAAGUCAUAACAACAUGAUAGCAUUGAAGCCCAUACUGCAAGCGUGGUUAGAGGAAGCGGAAGCACAAGCGAAAAAUAAAAGGCGAGACCCGGAUGCUCCGAGCGUCCUUCCAGCUGGCGAGAAAAAGCGCAAACGGACGUCUAUAGCCGCACCGGAGAAAAGGAGCCUUGAGGCAUACUUUGCAGUACAACCGAGACCAUCGGGCGAAAAAAUAACAGCCAUCGCGGAGAAAUUGGACCUGAAGAAGAAUGUGGUGCGCGUUUGGUUCUGUAAUCAGAGGCAGAAACAGAAACGCAUGAAAUUUGCGGCGCAGCACUGACCGGCGGGAGGCGGCGCGGCGCUGCUGUACCCGAGCUCCGGGUACGGGUACUGAGCCGCCCGCACAACCGGCCCCGGCCACCAACGGCCUCCAUGGCUUUUGCUGGCCUCCGCUGGUCACCAUCGGCCACCAUCGGCCACCACUGGCCACCACCGGCCACCACCGGCGCCCCUACCCGGCGACCUUUCGUGAGCAAUAAAGAUCUCGUUUCGAUCUCAAUCCUUCAACACUCCCCCAAGUCAAAGCAACUUAGUCACUAGUGUAGAUAUGUAAAAACCAAAUUGCGUUUCUUUUUACACUUUUACAAUGACUUCUUAUAUA
This is a messenger RNA of Achroia grisella, 1504 nucleotides long. RefSeq names its product inhibitory POU protein (gene acj6). Gene Ontology annotation, molecular function: RNA polymerase II cis-regulatory region sequence-specific DNA binding; DNA-binding transcription factor activity, RNA polymerase II-specific. The record is from RefSeq and is a predicted model, not a curated record. Lineage: Eukaryota; Metazoa; Arthropoda; Insecta; Lepidoptera; Pyralidae. Gene Ontology annotation, biological process: regulation of transcription by RNA polymerase II. The transcript has 4 exons. Bases 98 to 1183 code for a protein of 361 amino acids.